GAUAACAUCCGGUGAGUGACCUGGACUGGUCCGUCCUCCAACAUCAAAUUCUUCAUGUAACAGCGGGUCAUACCUGGUCAAGAGCACAAACGUCAUGGGUUUCGAGGAGAAAAUGGUCCUAACCGGGGAACCCGAAGAUGAAGAGGAGGAAGACGAGGAGGAGGAAGAUAUGGUGGACCCCCUUGAGGUGGUGCGGGACAAGUGUGCGCAGGCAGAGCACUGCGUCCACGCCAGGGCGAAACUGGAGGACUGCGAAUCCAGGGUCGGCUCCAAGUCCGAAACCAGAGAGGACUGCACUGAGGAGCUUUUUGACUUCCUCCAUGCGCGGGACCACUGUGUGGCUCACAAAGUCUUCCAUUCUGUCAAGUAAAGUCCCUCCAGCUCCCUGCACUACUGGUGGAAGUUCCCGGUCAGAUAUAGACAACUACCAUUUAACUGAAAUACCUGGUUUUAAAGGAUUCCUCUGAGUCUGUUGUAACCUCAUACACACUGUAUCUGUUCAUGUGAAUAAAUUAUAGAUUAAGUGUUGAA
This is a messenger RNA of Coregonus clupeaformis (lake whitefish), 531 nucleotides long. RefSeq names its product cytochrome b-c1 complex subunit 6, mitochondrial-like. The transcript is spliced from 4 exons. Gene Ontology annotation, biological process: mitochondrial electron transport, ubiquinol to cytochrome c. The record is from RefSeq and is a predicted model, not a curated record. The coding region runs from base 95 to 370 and encodes 91 amino acids. NCBI's taxonomy places the organism in Eukaryota, Metazoa, Chordata, Actinopteri, Salmoniformes, Salmonidae.